Messenger RNA from Nylanderia fulva, 2039 nucleotides. Lineage: Eukaryota; Metazoa; Arthropoda; Insecta; Hymenoptera; Formicidae. The record is from RefSeq and is a predicted model, not a curated record.
UUAUUAAGGAUGUUCGCAAUUUUAUUAGACAGCUAGACUUUUAUUUUAAUAUACUAUGUGAAAGUUUCCAUCAAGAAAAUUAUUCAGCACUAAAUGUAUUUUUGACGAACGAGAUGGGUCUGCUAACAGAUCCUAGAGCUGGAAGUGGUAAACUCAUAAAAUUAUUGUUAAAAUAGAAACCGUUGUGUUUUACAUUAUAUAUCGGUGGAAUCGUAUGGCUGAUGCUCUUGGCGUUACCGGCAUUUAAUGACAAUACCUACUUCUCUGAGAAUGCCCUGCUGCCUGGAUUGGUUACAAAAGAGAGUAAUUUGGAACAGACGUCAAAGCAGUACUAUCAUGAAUUAAUUCACGAAAUGAAGAGAUAUCCAGACAGUAUGCCUUAUGCAUGGCUUUCCGCCAAAUUCAGCCAGCUUCAUUUGGAUGUAUUUAUACAUAAUUUCUCUUUGAUUUAUCCCUUCCAAGAACAAAAGUUUGUAGGACAAAAUAUAUAUGGCAUUGUUAGAGCUCCACGGGCAGCCAGUACCGAAGCUAUUGUAGUCAGUGUGCCAUAUAGACCUAUUAAUAGCAUUUAUCUAGAUACUGCACCUUCGGUAGCACUGUUACUUGCAUUUGCAAAAUUUUGCAGAAAACAAAAGUAUUGGGCAAAAGAUAUAAUAUUUCUUGUAACUGAACACGAGCAAUUGGGUAUGCAGGCAUGGUUAGACGCAUAUCAUGGAGUUACUAGUGGCCAAGAAGGAAUUUUGAUAGCAGGAGACUUAUCGGGAAGAGCUGGAUCUAUUCAAGCUGCUAUCAAUUUGGAAUUUCAUGCAAUGAAAAUUACAUCAAUUGAUGUCAAGAUAGAAGGAUUGAACGGGCAAUUACCAAAUUUAGAUCUUUUUAAUUUAGCACAAAAUAUGAUAACCAAAGAAGGAAUUCGACAAACUUUCCAACGUCGAUUUGAUGUUAAUUAUAGAGAUAAAUUAAAAAGUUGGGGAUAUCAUUUUAAUACAUUAAUGAGUAUGGUAGUAACACAAGCCACUGGUAUUCCGACUGGUAAUCAUGGACUUUUCCACAGAUUUGGUAUAGAGGCUAUUACAUUAGAGGGUUUCCAAAAAUCUGGCAAAGAGACGGAAGCAAAUUUUUAUCAAGUAGGACGUAUAGUGGAAAGUAUAGUGCGCUCACUCAAUAAUUUGUUAGAACGAUUCCAUCAAUCAUACUUCUUUUAUCUAUUGCCCUCUACUGAUCGAUAUAUUUCUAUUGGAUUAUAUAUGCGACCUUUGGUACUGAUUAUUGCUAGUGUAUUUAUAAAGGCAUUUUCUAUUUGGCAAAGAUUGCAAGCCUCGAGUAACUCGAAUGAAACGAAAAAGGACAAACAAAAUUCGUUGAACAAGGUUGAAGAAUUUGAUAUUGGAGGUGUCGCUUCAGAAGUGUUGUGGGCACACAUAUUUGGAGUAUUAAUAAUGGCAUCUCCUCGAUUUUUUGCUUCAAUCGGGUCACGAAUGUUCCACCUACGUACGGAGGAUUCCUUAUAUGCCAGUUUCGCCCUUAUCACGAUUCUCACAUUGUUGCGACGUUUCUAUCUGAGAAGGUCGAUCAAAUACGAGAAUAUUUCGCUUGUCUGCGUUAUCGCAUCAAUCGAACUGGCAACUACAUUAAUGUGCAUAGCUAUGCAUAAUUUUUCAUUAGCAUUAUUGACAGCCGUUGUGUAUGUACCGGUUGUACUAUUAAUAACACCACAUCAUAAACCUGCAUCGAGAUUACGCAAUUGUCAAUACAUCGCGUGGAUUAUACUUCAUCCGUUCUUCGCAUCGGCAAUAGUCGUGAUGGGCUACACGUAUUUCAAUUUUUCCACUGAUCCUGUAGUAUCUCUACUUCUCAGAGGCUAUCGCGCAAACAAGCAAGCGCUUGUAUUCAGUAUUGUAGACUCUAUGAUAUACGGCAACUGGUUUUACAACGUUACUACCGCUGUUAUGUUGCCGAUAUGGUUGUUGUUUUGGAAUGUUAUGCGUUCCAGCGCCGCGAUACCUUCACAAUAAAGCGAUUGCAUAACUUACAGUUAA